AUGCCGGCCCGGCCGCCCGGUUCCCACGCCGAGGCGCUCACCGGGAGAGGUCUCGGCUCGCCCCGGCGGGCGCUCAAGAGCGAGUUCCUGGUGCGGGAGAACCGCAAGUACUACAUGGAUCUGAAGGAGAACCAGCGCGGGCGCUUCCUCCGCGUCCGCCAGACCGUCAACCGCGGCCCGGGGCUGGGCUCCACGCAGGGCCAGACCAUCGCCCUGCCGGCCCAGGGCCUGAUCGAGUUCCGCGACGCCCUGGCCAAGCUCAUCGACGACUACGGGGUGGAGGAGGAGCCGGCCGAGCUGCCCGAGGGCACCUCCUUGACUGUGGACAACAAGCGCUUCUUCUUCGACGUGGGCUCCAACAAGUACGGCGUCUUCAUGCGGGUGAGCGAGGUGAAGCCCACCUACCGCAACUCCAUCACCGUCCCCUACAAGGUCUGGGCCAAGUUCGGCCACACCUUCUGCAAGUACUCGGACGAGAUGAAGAAAAUUUUUGGGAGCAGAGCAGAGAAGCGGGCUGCAUGCAAAGUGGUGUCAAAACGUUGUGACAAAACCAACAAGCAAACAAGCGAGUUCCAUUUUUAUUCCCGAUUCCUUCUGCUGUUGCCAUCUCCCGUGACACUUGCAACAAUGAAAGAGAAUUUCAGCCCCGAGCUCUUUUUCAAGCCUGUGGUUCCUUUUACUCUGCUCGCUCGCACAUGACACAGCUCGCUGGCACCGCGGCGCCUUGUGCGUGGGUUGCAAACGUGGCAAGGAGAUACGUACAGAUCGCUUAAAGCUAGCGAAGGUUAAGCUAAAUGGACUUCCAAAAUCCCAACCUUUUUUAAAAGCUGGUUUUAUCCAGAGCCU
Molecule: messenger RNA, 846 nt
Organism: Egretta garzetta (little egret)
Lineage: Eukaryota; Metazoa; Chordata; Aves; Pelecaniformes; Ardeidae
Product: transcriptional activator protein Pur-alpha
Exons: 3
Coding region: 1-699 (232 amino acids)
Biological process (GO): regulation of transcription by RNA polymerase II
Cellular component (GO): nucleus
Molecular function (GO): DNA-binding transcription factor activity, RNA polymerase II-specific; RNA polymerase II transcription regulatory region sequence-specific DNA binding; purine-rich negative regulatory element binding
Source: RefSeq, a predicted model, not a curated record